This is a messenger RNA of Pieris napi, 3381 nucleotides long. RefSeq names its product rho GTPase-activating protein 8-like (gene RhoGAP68F). Gene Ontology annotation, cellular component: cytoplasm. Gene Ontology annotation, biological process: negative regulation of endocytic recycling; small GTPase-mediated signal transduction. Gene Ontology annotation, molecular function: GTPase activator activity. Lineage: Eukaryota; Metazoa; Arthropoda; Insecta; Lepidoptera; Pieridae. Bases 311 to 1795 code for a protein of 494 amino acids. The record is from RefSeq and is a predicted model, not a curated record. The transcript has 9 exons.
UAGUAAUCUGUGAUCGAUACUAGGUGUUUGAGCGUUUGCAUUUUGCUAAUUUCAGAUUUUUUUGUAUAUCAAGUUGAACAAAUAGUGCAGUUUCUAAUUAAUAAAAUAUUAUAUAAUGAGUCGAUGUGCAUUAAAUUAGUGGCAAAAUAAUUGUCCCUGAACUGGUAUUAACUUAUUAGAUCAUUAUUGUUUUUCCAACCCAACGAACAAUUAUUUUAAUUGUAAAAUUUAGGUAUCUACCUGCUUUUAUUUAAAUAAUGAUCUUUUAGAUCCUACCUUCAUUUGAACAUUCCGCCUAAAACCUUAUGCCAUGGAGCCUGGGCACCAGCCUAAUUUAAGACCCAUUCGAGCUUUUCAAGUUGCUCAUAGUGGUAUUAUGGACAGUGAGGAUGAUGACGCCAAUUUGAACUUGAGUCUCUCCGAUUACCAUGAUUAUGAACCUAAUUUAGAGUUUGAUGAUUCUGAGCUUAUUUGUACCACAAGUCUAGCUCCAUUGUCACCCGAAUUACUAGAUUUAUCGCAAGAAUUUCUUCUACCUUCAAGUAGUGAUGGAACCAUAGAAGAUAACUUCGAAAAAGAACUUGGAGAGGGUCCCCCAUCAUAUUCAGAGAUAGCUACCUGCUCGCUUGAUUAUGAUGUUUUUGGCGAUUUACAUAGAAGUGGAGUAGUCGAAGUUGUGGGAGACGAUGAACUUGGACGUCGAAUUAUCGUAAUAUCUGCGUGUCGCCUGCCGCUUUCUAAGGAUGUACAUCCUGAUCUCCUCUUGAGGUUCCUAAUGCAUACAUUGGACAAAUAUGUGGAACAAGAUUACAGUGUCAUAUACUUCCAUUAUGGGCUCUCCAGCAGAAACAAACCACCAUUCUCUUGGUUGUGGAAAGCAUAUAAGGCGUUUGAUAGAAAAUAUAAGAAAAAUCUUAAAACGCUGUAUCUAGUCCAUCCAACGAAUGUGAUAAGAAUAGUAUGGCAAAUGCUGAGGCCAGCAAUAAGUGUCAAGUUUGGCAGGAAAAUGAUGUACGUGAACUAUUUACAUGAAUUGCAACAAUAUUUAGAUUUGGACAAAGUUCACAUUCCACCACAAGUUAUUGAAUGUGACAAGAUUCUCUUAUCUAAAAAUCCACGUGCGGCGGAAAUAGCUAAAGAAAUGAAUAGUGCCAGUAAACCAUCUCUUGGAGAAGCUGAGGGUCCGUGCAGUGUAAAAUCUCCAACAAAACAGUUUGGUGUAUCAAUACAAUUCAUAAAGAAAAAUAAUACGGAAAUGAUCGAUUCAAUUCCUCCGAUAGUGCGACAGUGCGUUGAGUUUUUAUCACAACCCGACGCCUUAGAAACUGAAGGAUUAUUUCGGCGUUCGCCGAGCGCAGCCAUUGUGAAGGAAAUACAGCGGGACUGCAACAAUGGUGGCGUCAUAUCUUUCAGGAACGACCCACACAUUGCCGCCGUUUUACUAAAAACUUUUUUAAGGGACCUUGAAGAGCCAUUAUUGACAUUUGAUUUAUAUGACGAAAUUAGCAAAUUUCAAGCCUGGGAAAUACCUAAGAAGCCUAGAAAAGUAAAAAUUUUGGUGCUCGAAAAGCUACCCGUAGACAAUUACAAGAUUUUAAAGUAUAUUAUGCAGUUUUUGUGGAAGGUACAAGAUCGGAGCUGCCUAAAUAAGAUGACAAGCAGCAACUUAGCAGUGGUCUUCGGGCCCAAUUUAUUGUGGCCGCCGAACGGACAUGUUUCAUUACAAUCUAUUGCACCAAUAAACGCAUUUACUGAUUUCUUAAUCACACACCACGAGUCCAUAUUUAUUAUUUAAAAAGUAUAUGAAUUGUGAAUAACUUAUGAAUCUGGCAAAAAUAUCAAACAAUUUUUUUUUAUAUAUAAACGUUCCAGUCGUAUAUGUGUGCACCGUAUGUUUAUAUUUUUGUAAUUUAUUAAAUAAUAACUGUAUUUCCAUUCUCAUAUGUACCUUGUAGUUUGUGUAAGUUUUAAAUAGGUAGGUGGCAUUAAAACACUAUAAGAUGUAAUUAAGUGUAUAAAACUAUAUUAUUCCACUCUAAGGGGAACUCCAGAUUAUGUGAUUAUUUUUGUGUUUUUAGAAUUAACAAAUCCUCAACAUUUGCGUCUUAUUACAAGCAGACUGUUUAUGAACCUUUACCUAUUAAAAUAAAAAAUUGUACUGGUCUCAUGCACUUUAAAUUUAAUUUUUCUUUUAGUAUUCACAUAAAAGGUCAAAGAGGCAUAUUCUAAUUUAAAACAUAAUUUAAACGCCAAAUUUUGUAUUUUACAUUGCGCACAUUAGUUGUAUCUACACAUUUCGAAUUGUCUAUGUUUCUAUUACGUUUUAAUUACUUUUAGGAUUUUAAGAGAUCUAUACAAUACAGCAUUAAUAUAUUUAUGAUUAAUAAUUAAUUACAGAUUCCAAUAUAAGUAUUAUGGAUUAUAUAAGAUUUAUAUUUGUUUUUAAAAUGUAUCAUAAUAUAAUAAAUAGAUAAUUAUUGUAUCAAAGUUAUGGAAUAAGGGUAAUUAAGGAAUUCAAUGUCAUAUAUCAUAGAAAAUAUAACCUGACACUUAUAGUAAACUCAUACUAGCUUUAACUAGUAAAGAUCUGAAAAUGUUAUAUUUAGGAGAAAUAAUAAUCAAUGACAAAAAAUAAACCCCUUCGUUGGUUUCUUAGGAUUAGUAUUUUAUUGUUUUAUAGUGUUGCUUCUUAAAAUCAUAUAACAAUUUAUUGCUAAAGUGACAAUUAUUGAAUUAACUUUUUCAUUUUUAUUAUUCCUGUGAAACUUUUGACGGUCUUACUUAAAUUUAUAGUUUAUAUAAUUAUCUAAUCUACUUACUCAUUGAAGUAUGACUUCUCAGAUAAAAACCGACAUGAUACAAUUAUAAUUUAUAUUCCUUUCUUAUUUUUGUAUAAAAGAUACCAUACUUAGCUAUUUUUUGUCAGUAACUAAAGUUUAGAACAUUAUAUCUUGUAAGUUUUUAUUAUAAAUGACUGAUUCAUUAUCCCAAAAUUUAUGUUACAACUUCAGAAUCUCAUUUUUGUUGCAUUCCGUAACUUUAUAUUUUUCUACUUUUCUAUUUUAUAAAAACAAAAAAUAUUCUGUAUUUCUGUCUUAAUGCAAUCAUAAAAGAAUGUCUACUAAUUAUAAGCCAUGUAUUGAUAUAUAAACAAUUAACAUGAGUUCUACUGAAUACUAAAAUAAUUGUGUUAUUUCUAAUCAUAGUAUAUUGUAAUCAAAUUAUUAUUAUUUUCUUCAUUUAUACCAAAUUUGUUAAUAAAACAACAGUCAUAAUAACGUACAAAGGUCUAGAAUAAGUAGUUUAAGGAUUUUAUCCAUGUUUGUGUAAUUUUUUUUUAUAUUUUGAGUUUGUCAAACAAUUAAUAAAUAUUGAAUGUAA